This is a messenger RNA of Anopheles stephensi (Asian malaria mosquito), 2170 nucleotides long. RefSeq lists its product as uncharacterized. NCBI's taxonomy places the organism in Eukaryota, Metazoa, Arthropoda, Insecta, Diptera, Culicidae. The record is from RefSeq and is a predicted model, not a curated record. The transcript has 4 exons. Bases 327 to 1460 code for a protein of 377 amino acids.
AGGCCGCGCUGGUUCAUUGGUUCAGUGUCCCGAACCGGAAGCAACAGGUCGCAUCCGGCGUUACGGGUGGGAAUUGUGGUUUGCACUAGUUAAGCCCAGGUCCCAGAAGACCAUUCAGUGUGAUCGUACCCCAGUGACCCCCUUAUCAUGGUGACCUGUGCAGCGGUGUAAUUGUGUCGAACGACCCUAAAGGAUCCACAUUCAGUUCCAGUCGGUGUCGGUGUUUGUGUGUGUGUGUGUGCGCCGGUGUGUACUGUACUGAAGGAGUUGAAAGUGAAGGAAACAUUCGGGUGCCUGGCCAAACCAGGCACUAGCGAUCAUCAACGAUGUGGCACCUGUGGAUUGUUCUACUGAUAUUUACAACGGAUUUCUCCUGCUCAGACGGCACCGUGUACGGUAGCGUUAGCGAAGGCCCCGAUGAUUCUGGCCACGGUUCCCAAGCCUCACUGUCCGGUUCCCGAUCGCUGCCAACCCAGCCCAUAGAUUUCGUCGACACACGCCCCGCUGGGAUAAUGGCUCGAGAGCACGGUAACGAGGCCGGCCACAGGGAGAUGGAUCUGUUCAGCCAGCUUAAGCACAUGCAGCAUAUGUCACGCACCGGGCCCAGGCCAGCACCAUCCCUCGCGUCCGAGUCCGAGUUGGCCAGCGUCCGGCGAUCCCUAGCAACGGUGCUGCAAGUGUUGCUCCCGUACGGCCAACUGCAACAACGUCCCCGACUGUCGACCGAUCAAGAUGCGAGCGAUCCCUUCGACGAGGAUGCCCUCAAUCUCGGCGAACCCCUGAUACCCGACCGGCCGGAUUCGGCCAACUAUCUGCUGCACGGCAAGCUGGUUGAGAUUGGUCCAAGGCAGCGCAGCACCUUCGGUAGCCCUGCCUCCGACGCCGAGGUCCACGGUUCUGGGACGCCGGAGGACUCUGUGGGUGCCGUGGGUCAGAAGCGAGCGGCAGCCCUUCGCUCGACAGUUGCCCGUCGCUCGCACAUUUUACCGGCCGUUUCCGGCGCAGGAGGAGGAGGUGGAGGAGGAGGAGGAGGCGGUGGAGCGGACGAUGGCAGCUUUAUGCCUUCCAUCAGUGUUGGUGAGUUUUACGGGGCGCUGACAAACUUGGGCGACUUCUUCCAGAACCUGAAGCACAAUCUGGAGUCGCUCGAGUCGAAGAAUCUGAACAACGAUCAGGUGAAGCUGCUCGAGGGCCAGAACAUGAUCAGCAAUCUGCGCAAAGGGUUCUUCUAUUCCAGAGUUUGUCGAGGACUAUCCCAAGCCGGCGGGCAGUGCCGCUUUCCUGCACGCCAUCCGGAACUAUCGGCCCUCGCACCGGAUUCGGGCGCUGGUGUCCACCGUGCCGGAGCUUUACCGUGGAACCAACUUUCACGAUCCCGUGUACAUGCUUGCCGGACUCGGAAAAUGAGCUACCCGCCAACGAUCCGGCCGCCCCACUCGGUCCUGCUGGCAUCCUGCUAGGUGCGAAACCGGGCCACAUUCCACGUGCAUCGGAUGUCACCCGGACCAACGUGGAGAAGAAGGCCGUAGUUCAAGGCAGUCGGAAGACUCUACUACCGCGGACCUGUCCCUGGCGCAAACACAUCGGUUCCGCUUAUUGCCCUGCUCGUGUACUGGAUUGUAAAUAGGUGCCAAUUUGUUGCCGUACCCGUAGGAACCAGCCCGCCCCGAUAGCAUGCUAGAGUAUGCUCCGCUUCAUCCAACUGCUGCUUAAUUAUCUAUCAAUUCCAUUAAUAAAAGUAAAUACCAAGGAAGGGGGGAAAACAAAAACAAAAACAAUUAUAAUAAUAAACACAAGAACAGUGCGUUGAUCGCAUCCAAGAUCAAACAAAGCACCAAAAAAGUGAUUGGUACAAACAAAAACAAAAAAAAUGUGGACAUUUUACGAUUCUAGGCAUAGGGUGAAUAAACGCUUGGAAAUUCGAAAGAGAGAGAGAGAGAGAAAAAAAGGAAUCAUCCACCAGCUACGCACGGUAGUUUAAUCGAACUUUUGUUGCGGCAGCAAGCGGCAAGACCUGCAAAAACCCGUCAGAUAGCGUGCCUCGGGAAAUGGCGCUGACCCAUACAUAUGGGGAAAGGCUGCGCGAGGGUUGAUGCUGAAUUUUCAUUAUUACAUGUCAAUAAACUGUACCAACCAUCAUGUUUCGCUUUUGAUGUGUGGAAUAAAUUAA